GGUGCAUCCGUUCCCCUGCGGUGGCGCCCCCCUUUUCUGCUGCACGAGGCACGUACGCACCUCUUGGCCAAGGCGGCGUAAUGUGCCGCGUAUGUAAAGUACAGUGGAGUGCGUGAUAGCUUAAUGCCAGCCAAAGGGCUACAAUAAAAACCAAAAUAAAAAACAAACCAAGAAAAGAAAACAAGAACAGUGCGACCUUGUCUUGUCUUCGGCGGACUUCUUUUUCCGUCAUCAAUCAAAAUCGCAGCAAGUCUCUGGAUUACACACAUAAAAAACUUUGGAUAUAAACCAUCACCGGCUUAAAGAUGCUGAAGCACGUACAAAUCUCGCCCCUUCGCAAUCGCUCCGAUUCCGUGUCGCUGCGCUCCUCCAGCCACGCCUCCUCCUGCGCCAGCUCCAUGUGCGGCAGCCCGGAGCCGACAGCGGAUUUGCAAAGGACUCCCUCGCGGGCCUCCAGCUACUCGAGUCUCAACGAGCAACUGCCACAGACCACAAUCAAGGUGUACACGAAUUGCCUCAAGAUCGACAUUGAGUACAAGACCCUUGGGAUCCAGUGGGACACCACCAGCAAGGAGGUGAUCUCUCAGUUGCUUAGACGCCUCAAGAUGCGUCACCGCGACCCGAGACUCUUCUACUUGUCCAUGGAGGUGGCUGUCCGCCGGGCCGGAGUCAAGACCAUCCUGGUCCUCGACGACGACACCCGCCCGGCCAUCAUGCAGGCCUGCCACCCAAAGGGCGAGUCCCGCUUCGUCCUGCAACUGAAGCCCGGCGGUCUGAUCCGCGUCCACACCUCAGCCCUGCAGCCCAGCUCCCAGUACAAGUCUCUGGUAAUCAGCGAGGAGACCACCAGCGAUGAGCUGCUGCAGUUGCUCCUCGGAUGCUACAGUUCUCCGGAGCCCGUGGAGUGCUUCUCCCUGUACGAGGUUUGCCCCGGACAGGAGUGCCAGCGGAAGCUGCAUCCUGAUGACCUUCCCCUGCGAGCACAGGCCGAGCGGAUGAAGCGCGGCGAGAACUGCCACUUCCUGGUCCGACGGACUCCUAACUACGCCCGCCGCCGCCAGCUGCUGGCCAACUUGAACGAGGCCAUCGGGCAGGCGGCCGAGGCGGUAGAGGACGCCACCAGCCUACUGGAGCUAUCCCUUGAAUCUGACCUCUCCAUCUCUGAGGACUUGCACAGCUGCAGCAGUAGUAGCGAGGACCCCGAGGACGAGGACGCAGACGAGUGCGCCAGUAGCUCCGGGUCCUCCGACAACUCCACGGAGUGCACCCUGCGACGCGACUUCUACCCGCGAGUCACUUCGGCCACCUCCACAGUGGCUGUGUCCGUUUCACCUGCCCGGGCCUACAGUCCUGUUUACAACAUCCGCGAGAUUCGCACCUCCUCGCACUCCUUCUCCUCGCUGGGCAAGGACAAGAAACUGCUGGACAUCCACAUGAACGCCCGAUACGCACCAUCCGGCAUCUACAACCGACUGAUGCCCGUGGCCGAGAUGGAGGGCCAGGACAUGAAUGGCAAUCCAGCCGUAAAGCUCACUGCCGAGGCCGUCAACAACAAUCCGGCCAAAGGACUCGGCCACUUUGUCUAUCUGUAGCACUGGAAGAGAUUCGCAAAGGGUCGGAUGACAAAUGAAUACAAAAGUAUGAGAACAAAACGAGUACCCUUGGGACCAAAGAUGCAUUUGUAGUUUAAGCAUUUAGAUUGGGAAAUGUAAAUAGUAAACGUAGUAACUGUAGCAUAAGGUAAUUCCUAGAAGCAAAAAUGAGUUCUUAUAUUAAGAGAGACACGAGAGAUUACAGCUCACCUUAGUGUAUUGCAAAGAAACCAUCUGCUAACAAUCCCAAAUAAACAGGAGUCUAUAGCUAACUGGAAUACGAAUAAGAAUGUCGACAGCUAAUGGCUAACAUUUGUCUAGAAACCAAAACAUGUAAUAAUAAUUAAAUCACCUGAAAAUUA
Drosophila bipectinata is the source of this 1954-nucleotide messenger RNA. It is a transcript of the gene rau, whose product is annotated as RA domain-containing protein rau. The record is from RefSeq and is a predicted model, not a curated record. Gene Ontology annotation, biological process: positive regulation of fibroblast growth factor receptor signaling pathway; signal transduction; positive regulation of epidermal growth factor receptor signaling pathway. Lineage: Eukaryota; Metazoa; Arthropoda; Insecta; Diptera; Drosophilidae.